Messenger RNA from Miniopterus natalensis, 796 nucleotides. RefSeq names its product eukaryotic translation initiation factor 5A2 (gene EIF5A2). Gene Ontology annotation, molecular function: ribosome binding; RNA binding; translation elongation factor activity. Gene Ontology annotation, biological process: positive regulation of translational elongation; positive regulation of translational termination. Lineage: Eukaryota; Metazoa; Chordata; Mammalia; Chiroptera; Miniopteridae. The record is from RefSeq and is a predicted model, not a curated record.
GGAAUUGCCGCCGCCGCCACCGCUGCCUUCGCCGCAGCUGUAGGGGACCCGCGCGGGUGCGCAGAGAGAAAGGCUCUCUUUCUUUGCUGAAAGCUCCCUCGGAAAAGCUGCCACCUCCCCAGCCCACCCAUGGCGGAUGAAAUUGAUUUCACUACUGGAGAUGCCGGGGCUUCCAGCACAUACCCUAUGCAGUGCUCGGCCCUGCGCAAAAACGGCUUCGUGGUGCUCAAAGGACGACCGUGCAAAAUAGUAGAGAUGUCAACUUCCAAAACUGGAAAGCACGGCCAUGCCAAGGUUCACCUUGUUGGAAUUGAUAUUUUCACCGGUAAAAAAUAUGAAGAUAUUUGCCCUUCUACUCACAACAUGGAUGUUCCAAAUAUUAAGAGAAAUGAUUAUCAACUGAUAUGCAUUCAGGAUGGUUACCUGUCCCUGCUGACAGAAACUGGUGAAGUUCGAGAGGAUCUUAAACUGCCAGAAGGUGAACUAGGCAAAGAAAUAGAAGGAAAAUACAAUGCAGGUGAAGACGUACAGGUGUCUGUCAUGUGUGCAAUGAGUGAAGAAUAUGCUGUAGCCAUAAAGCCCUGCAAAUAAAUGGGAGCAUCAGGCAUGAGCAAACUUUUAGGUCUGGACCGACUGCAGAUCUCAAGUUUGGUUCUAAGUUGUCACCAAAGCUAUGGCCUUCAUAAGCAACCUCAUUUAUCUUUUAAUUGUUUUGACAUUGUGCUGAGUUAGUUUUUCAGGCAAUUGGUAAUUUAAAAAAAAAAAAGAUCAAGAUGUAUAAUUCUUUUUUUUUUUU